CGAAGCCCAACCGACAGUAUAUUUAAGCCUGGAAUCAGGCCCUCGCUAGGAGGUAAUCCAGGUCAUUCGUUCAGUUCAUGAGAUCAGGUCCCGAUUGCCCAUCAUGUGGUGGGUUGUAGCAUUCUUUCUCUCUGUCUCUGUGCAGUUUACACUCGCUACUACUACUUCCACUGCGAACUACACUGCCAACUGCGAUGUCACUGUCCUUCAGACCUUCCUUCCAAGUUCUUCCAAUGCCACCGUUGUCUUUGCGAGUCACUUGGCGGACAAUUCUACGUGGGACGUGGUCGACGACGUCGGGUAUCCCACCUCUCCCUCGGGGCUCCCGGCUCUUUGCGUCCUGAAGGUCGAGGUGCCUUCCUCCGACUCUUCUUUCUUCAACUUUGCCCUUUUCCUGCCAGACGACUGGAACUCCCGAUUCCUCGGCGUCGGCAAUGCAGCAUGGUCUGGCGGUAUUCACUGGUCACACAUGGCAGCAGGAGUGAAAUACGGCUUUGCCACCAUGUCCACCGAUACCGGCCAUAACGGGACCACGGCCUCUUGGGCGUACAAUAACACGGAGGCGAUUGCCGACUGGGGCUGGCGGUCAAUGCAUUACUCGACGGUCUACGCCAAGAUCGUCUCAGAGGCGUACUACAACGAGACUCUGGCCUAUAGCUACUUUGACGGCUGCUCCACCGGUGGUCGGCAGGGCCUCAAGGCCGCCCAGACCUUCCCAGACGACUUUGAUGGCGUCCUGAUUGGAGCACCUCCAUGGUGGACGACUCGGAUCCAACUGUACAAUUUGAAGGUGCAGACCUUUAACGCGUUGAACUCCAGCGCCUCGUCUAUUUCUGCCGACAUGUUCACCAUCCUGGCCGACGAGGUCUUGAGGCAAUGCGAUCCGCAAGACGGGCUUGUGGACUCGGUCAUCUCCAACCCAGAACGCUGUGUGUUCAAGCCGUCGACCCUGCUCUGCGCCAACGAGACCGAGGCUGAGAACAGCCCUGCCACUUGUUUGACAAGUGACCAGAUCAACAUCCUGUACCAUAUCUAUACCGACUGGAUCGACGGCAACCAAACGUACAUCUCCUCUCAUCUGGAACUGGGCAGCGAAUCAGCCUGGUCGUCAACGCUGGGAUCCAACGGGAUCUACGCAAACUACGAGGGUUAUGUCCAGUACGUGAUGCAGCAGGGCACCGACUGGACCUGGGAGAUGCUAGACUACGACACCGUGCUCUUGUCCGACUCGAUGAACCCAGGCAACUCCAAUGCCGAUGACUUUGACAUGAGCGCCUUUCAGGACCGCGGUGGCAAGCUACUGCAUUUCCACGGCUGGGCUGAUCCUUCUGUUCCACCAGGCGAUAGUGUUUACCUGUAUGAGCAUGUCGAGCAGGCCAUGGCCAAUUCCACCAUCGACGAGUUCUACCGUCUAUUCAUGGUCCCGGGAAUGGAACACUGCGCUUCCACACCCGAUAUCAUGAACGCCCCCUGGUAUAUUGGUGGAGCCACGCAGCCCACCACCUUAUCAGACAACAUCCAGGAACAGCCGGAAAUCGGGAACCGCACUCAAGACGCGCUGGUGGCGCUCAUGGCCUGGGUGGAGGAAGGAAUCGCCCCGCCCUACCUCACGGCGAAAACAUGGGCCAUCAACUCCACCGAAUUUACCGAUGAUUCCCUUGUCGCCCGUCGCCGUCCGAUCUGUCCCUACCCGCACGAAGCGAGGUACGUAUCCGGGAACGUCAACGAGUCCUCGAGCUGGACGUGCGAUUCCCCAGUAUCUACUGUUAGUGAGAGCACCGUUAAUGGGACCACCGGCAAUGGGACCACCGUCAAUGAGAGCAACGCCACUAAUGCGAGCAACGCUACUACUCAGAAGCAGAAGCAGAAAGUGACUUCUUCUGCCGGGUCUCUACAUUAUGGAAUACUCUCGAAUAUGUGGUGUCUGGCGGCAUAUGCGCUGUUUUUUCUGCUUGUAUAGUGAAUAAUAGUGAUAUAGUAUAAUAAUAUCUAUCUUCCAUCA
Penicilliopsis zonata CBS 506.65 is the source of this 2002-nucleotide messenger RNA. RefSeq lists its product as hypothetical. The record is from RefSeq and is a predicted model, not a curated record. The transcript has 4 exons. Bases 104 to 1960 code for a protein of 618 amino acids. NCBI's taxonomy places the organism in Eukaryota, Fungi, Ascomycota, Eurotiomycetes, Eurotiales, Aspergillaceae.